Molecule: messenger RNA, 2958 nt
Organism: Tuber melanosporum (Perigord truffle)
Lineage: Eukaryota; Fungi; Ascomycota; Pezizomycetes; Pezizales; Tuberaceae
Exons: 5
Coding region: 1-2685 (894 amino acids)
Source: RefSeq, a predicted model, not a curated record
AUGGAUUCGAGGGUAAACAGACCCGUUGACCCCAAACAAAGGGAGAGAGAUGUCGAGAACAAACUUCGACUUUACGGAAUCUAUACAGCCUUCCAGAACGGCAGAUUGCCAUCAAACAAUCAAAUUGACGUCGCGCUUUCCUCCCUCACAAACCAUAGCAAGCUAAGAUCACCCAACGAGAACCUUUCGGCGGAGGGCAAGAUCAUUCUCGAGGACUUCCGAACUACCGUUGAGGAAGCCAAGCGCCUUGUCUUAGUAAAGAAUCAUGAUCAGGUUUUCCAGGAAUUCAUUUGGAAUACAACUCAGCUUGGUGUCAAGGGAGGGCCGCAGACAUCGACACCCGGCGUCCCGGUAUCGAAGGAAACGGCCAACAGGGAUGUUGAGCAAGCACAAGCUGGUUUCAGAACUUUGGGUCAAUUAAUUACCACCAAUGGGGAGUUCCGCAAACUUCUCAAUGAUGCUGUUGUCCUCCUCCGCGACAUUGCCGGCGACGCCGCUACCAAAACUGCUUCGCGAAUUAGUCCCACCGAAGAUCAGCUGAGACAGAUGGACAACCCAGCACCCGACCACCAAUGGGUCGAUGCUCCAAACCUCUCCCGUGAAAACUUCAAGAGCCAAGUCCGCAGCCAGUUCAACCAAAACAAGCCAGUACCUCGUGGCGAAGCCGUUGGAAGUGCCACCCAAGCCACCGACCCACAUGGCUCCCGUGACACUCGUGAUGCUACUGCACGAACGGCCCACGACGAAAGAAAAAACCGCGAUGCCGGCGGUCUGGAUGCUAGCAGCGGCAUUCGGGCUGGCGCAGAGGAGCUGCGUCAGAAGGCUCAGGAUAAUGUCCCGGAAGGACAGAAACAAAGGGUUCCCGAGCACAUGGAGCGCGCCAGCAACUACAUGCAGAACAAGAUGCCUCAGGAGCGUCGUGAGCAAGUCAUCUUCAGACUAAAGAAGAUGGUUGUCGAAAUCCAAAGCCACCAAGACUACCAGCAGGCUAUCGACACAUUGCUCGGGCUCGCAGAGACCUACACCGGUCACACCAAGGGUAUUGCUAGCAACAGCACCGGAACUGUCAAGGAUGCCCACCAGGACACCCACCUCCAAAGCUCUGAGAAGAGUUUAAGGGUUAUUCUUGAGCGUUUUGCGAACUAUACUAGCAUUGAAGACUUGAUCGAUUCCAUCAACGAUAUCUACCGCGACGCUAAUAAUGAUCCGGAGCUCAAGGGUUGGUUCGGUGACGUCAACAACUACAUCCGCACCUGUCUCAAAGAAGAGGGUUAUAUCAUGCGCCAUGAGUCUACUGAGCAGUACGAUCGUUUGUACGAUCACGGCAAUUUCUUGCUUCGCAACCGCUACCGCGAUCAUACCGAUCGUGUUGCCAAUGAACUCAGAUUCUUGGCCGAUCAAUUUGCAGCAGACCCGGAGAAUCAGCGCUUCAGACAGGCCACGCAGAAGCUGUUCACUGACCUUGGAAACGACGAAAACGGCAAGCCCGUAUUCAAGAAACACCUUGUCAAGGAUAUCACUCAAAUAAUCAUUCCCGAGCUCAUUGAGAACAUUCGCUACAUUCCUUUCCCCAGAAUCGAGUAUUCUGAUCCGAUGAUUGACGCCGUUGUCGAGAACCUCAUCAUUGAAUCCGACAAUUUGAUGCCUAAUGUCUUGGAGAUUGGCAAUGACAAUUACUUUAGAUUCGGUCGGAAGACUGUUUCCAGCAAGCACAGCCACGCCGCCAUGGUCUCUGCAUCCCAAAUCCAAUGUGAUAUUAGAGAUGUCAGCUACUAUAUCAAGAAGAAGCAGGGAUUCCCUUCCAUCACCGACACUGGCGUCGCUGAUAUCUUCCUCGGAGGUGACGGGUUUAACUUCAGGCUUCAGCUGGCAACCCCCAGCAAGCUCGACCGUGCCCGAUUCUUCAAGGUUGAGAGGGUCGAUGUCAACAUCAACACCCUCAAGAUUAAAUUGAAGAAAUCGAAUCACAAAAUUUUCUUCGCUCUCUUCAAGCCCGUCUUGAUGGGUAUUGUGAAGCCUGCUAUCACAAAGAUCCUAGAGAAGCAAAUCCGGGAUAGCUUCGGUCGCCUUGAUCAAUUGGCAUAUGCCAUCUACCAGGAGGAGCAGAAGAUUGAACGUGACAUCAAGAAGAACCCGGACCCAACGCACGUUCAGAAUAUCUAUAGCCGCUACUACCAGGCUGCCCGGAGGGAGCUCGCCAACCGUAAGCAGAAGGCCGAGGCUAAGGUUGCCGACAAGCACGCCAACGUCGCCGUCACCCAGGACGACUCCAUGUUCAAGAACAUUUCUCUUCCUGGCGGCAUCUCUACCAAAGCCACUGAGUACAGGGAUCUCUCCAAACGCGGGGAUAGAUGGUGUAGUGAGGUUUUUACCAUCGGCUCAGCUAGCCCAACACCAAACCUCCCGGAACCUCAGCAAAUCACCCGCAAGUCGCCCCAUGCGCAUCGCCGCACUACUCGGGGCCGCGAGACUACCUCAGAUGGUGGGGCUUCCCGGGACAGUGGAUACCAUGCCAACGAUUACCAUGGCUAUGGCACUGGUACUGGUAACACUGGAUUCAGCGAUAAGUUGGCUGAUGGCCAGCCCGACAGUGUUGGGAACCGCAAGACCGGGGAGUAUUCUCUUAACAGGCCUCUUGACGAGAACUAUGCUACCGGCCACUCGCGGACCACGCCGGUUGUUUAAAUUUCCCCUCCCCCUUCCCUCAUUCCACAGUAAUGUGAACAAAUAUUGGAAGGAUGUGUUACGGCGAAGAGUGGGAAGGAGGAGCCCGUCCGCACUCGAUCUUAACUGGCUCAAACACCUUUUUGUUUAAUUUCUAAUUCUUUUUUUUUUUUUUUCUUUUCCCCCUUCUCUUUAUUCCUCCCUCAUUAAAUUUUACUCUUGAUAUCUUUGAGAGCUAGCUCAUGUAUGGUAUAGCUUUUUAUAUCUAAUCUCACGUUUUCUCUUUUCUAAUGG